AUGGCUACAAAUGGUCAACCAUCUCACUCUGCAAGCGGCGUUCCACCAUGGAAUCCAGUUGCUCUACUGCAGCCGAACCAGAGGGCGGUUUCAACUCCGAACCUCGUGAACUCCGGCCAAGGCCAGUUCUCGCCAUCUUCAUCUCUUCAUCAUGGUCACCCUGCUCAGAGAAUGCAGCCCAGACCUCAAAUGAACAUGAACAUGCACAACAACUCCAUGGUGUUUCAGUUCUCCAGUCCUAAUGACACUCCAUCUGCCGGCCCCUCCAGUCGUUCUUCCACUCCAGGUAGUAGUUAUGCCAAUGGUUUCAGCGGUGCAGGCCACUUCAUCGAGCGUGCGAAUAAUGUUCAGCAUCGCUCUGCCGUUCCUCAGCCAAAGCGAAGGAGAACCGAAGACAGCGAGGGAGUCCACAAUUUUAUGACUCCUCCAGCACAGGGCGGAAGUGGAAUUCUGGGUCAAUAUGUUACAGACAAACGAAAGGAAGCCAAUAGUGCAACUGCGUCACCAGCCAUGACAGUUGAUCUCACUAGUGGAAAUGACGAUGAGGACGUGGUCGUUCAAGAUCCACGCGAGGAAGAGGUUUGCUACGGAAUGAUCAAGGCUUCAUUGGGCUGCACUCGAGUCCCUUCGCCAAAGCCAGGUACCCAACAGAGUGUCUGGGGUCCAAACUAUCAGCCUGCAAUCAAGGUCGUGCUCAAGCGGCAGGUAGGUGAUACAUCGCUUAAGAUACAAGCCUACGACCACACACGGCAGAUCAUUGGUCUGGUAGAGAACCAAGGUGCUCGUGCCGUUGCGCCUCUUCUCGACUCAAACAUUCAUCUGAGAACGGACAGCCGAAUCCCGCCGCAGCCAAAAAAGCCCGGCGAAGAGCCUGGCCAGCCCACCUCACGAUCCUAUACCCUCGACAUCGUCAUGUACGGGCCCCUCAAGUACGCUAGGAACGUAGGCGCUCAUCUGAGCAAGUUUGGCCUGAAGUUGUUAGCCCCUUAUCUCGUCCAGAAGGGAAUUCGUGUUCAGAACCCUCAUGUUCUCGAAUACCGUCCCCCACCUCCGAAGGUAUAUUCUACUGCGCCUACUAACGAUGGGCAAAAUGCCUCUUACACCAGCACCUUCAACAACCGAACCGUGGAGGAGAUUCGUUCAGAAGUUAUGGGCGUCUUCGAUUCCCUCACACGAAACGACGAUUUGCCAGAGAUGGAACCUAGUCAAAAUAUCUUGACGCCUCUGCUUAAGCAUCAGAAGCAAGGUCUGUUCUUCAUGAUGACCAGAGAAAAGCCCCGUGAGGCGCAGGCAUAUGAAAAGACUAUGGUUUCUUUCUGGCAAGACAAAUAUGGCCCCGCUGGCCAGCGGAUAUACUUCAAUGUCAUCACUGGCCAGAACCAGGCCAGGCCGCCAGCUGAAACUCGGGGAGGAAUUCUGGCUGAUAUGAUGGGUCUGGGCAAAACGCUCAGCAUCUUGUCCUUGAUCACAUCAUCCACCGAUGCUGCGUAUGAGUGGGAACGACAAGCACCUGUCCAGCCAGAAGCGCCCGAGCAGAAACCGACGAAGCACGAGGUCCUAUCUCAGCAGCCGACUCUUGCCUUGACUCCGUUGAUGAGGAACGCCAAGACCACCUUACUUGUCUGUCCUCUCAGUACGGUAACAAACUGGGAGGAACAGAUUAAGCAACACAUUCGACCUGGUGCUCUCGACUACCACAUCUACCAUGGCCCAAACAGGAUCAAGGACCCUGCAAGACUCGCAAACUUUGACCUCGUGAUUACCACCUAUGGCUCUGUAUCGAAUGAACUCAGUUCUCGUCGGAAGAAGAAGGAUGGCCAAUAUCCGUUGGAACAGAUUGGCUGGUUCAGGAUUGUGCUGGAUGAAGCUCACAUGAUUCGAGAACACAGCACUCUCCAGUUCAAGGCCAUCUGUAGACUACAGGCAGACAGACGCUGGGCCGUCACCGGUACACCCGUGCAGAAUCGGUUGGACGAUCUUGCUGCCUUAUUGGCCUUCCUUCGGCUUCACCCAUUCCACGAUCGAUCCAAGUUCCUUCGCUACAUUGUGGAGCCAUUCAAGGCAUGCGAUCCUGAGAUCGUGCCCAAACUCCGAAUCCUAGUAGAUACAAUCACGCUACGUCGACUGAAAGACAAGAUCGACCUGCCUCCUCGAGAGGAUCUCGUGGUGAGACUUGAUUUCAGUCCCGAGGAACGCAGUAUCUACGAUUUGUUCGCAAAGAAUGCGCAGGAUCGAGUCAAGGUGCUCGCUGGAACUAAUAAUGGCCAGGCACUAGGCGGUAAUACCUACAUUCACAUUCUCAAAGCAAUUCUACGACUUCGACUACUCUGCGCGCAUGGAAAGGAUCUACUCAAUGACGCCGACCUAGAUACCUUGCAGGGAAUGUCGGCAGAGAUGGCAAUCGACAUUGAUGAUGACGACGAUGACGACAAACCAGCACUUUCAGAUCAGAAAGCACACGAGAUGUUUACACUGAUGCAGGAGACCAACAACGACGCAUGUAUUCAAUGCAGCAGGAGGAUCAGCUCCAACGAGAGCUCUAAUAUUGAAACAGAAGGUCAGGAUGAUAUUCUGGGUUUCAUGACGCCUUGUUUCCAUGUCAUUUGCCGAAACUGCAUCAAAACGUUUAAGGAAAGGGCCAAGGCUCUGAUGCCAGAGGGCGAGAACAGUGGAUAUUGUCCAGUCUGCAAUACCUACGUGAGACAUGCUUUCGUACAGCUUCACCGAAGGGAGGUGGACGCGGAGCAUGAUGGUCCAGCCAAGCCCAAGUCACGAAAUGCUGUCAAGAAUUUCGACAAGUACGACGGCCCGCAUACAAAGACUCGCGCUCUGAUCGAAGAUCUUUUAAAGUCCAAGGCAGCGAGUGAGGCGAAUCCGUCUGAACCUCCGUACAAAUCGGUAGUUUUCUCAGGCUGGACUUCUCAUCUGGACCUCAUUGAGCUUGCACUCAACGCCAACGACAUCGUGUUCACCAGGCUCAACGGUAGUAUGAGCCGCACACAACGAACUACCGCCAUGGAUAGGUUCCGCGAGGACAACACUGUCCAUGUGAUUUUGGUAUCAAUCAUGGCCGGCGGUCUGGGACUGAACUUGACUUCUGGAAACAGCGUAUACGUGAUGGAACCGCAAUACAACCCAGCCGCCGAGGCUCAGGCUAUCGACCGUGUUCAUCGGCUGGGACAGAAGCGUCCUGUCCGCACCGUUCGAUACAUCAUGCGAGACAGUUUCGAAGAGAAGAUGCUGGAGCUUCAGGAGAAGAAGAUGAAGCUUGCCAGCUUGAGCAUGGACGGCCAAAACAGGAGCUUAGACAAGGCGGAGGCAGCUCGGCAAAAGUUGAUGGAUCUGCGUAGUCUUUUCAAAUGA
Messenger RNA from Fusarium fujikuroi IMI 58289, 3363 nucleotides. RefSeq names its product related to helicase-like transcription factor protein. The transcript has 3 exons. Bases 1 to 3363 code for a protein of 1120 amino acids. The record is from RefSeq and is a predicted model, not a curated record. Lineage: Eukaryota; Fungi; Ascomycota; Sordariomycetes; Hypocreales; Nectriaceae. Gene Ontology annotation, molecular function: ATP binding; ATP-dependent chromatin remodeler activity.